Messenger RNA from Blepharisma stoltei, 837 nucleotides. The record is from the annotation of a GenBank genome assembly. NCBI's taxonomy places the organism in Eukaryota, Ciliophora, Heterotrichea, Heterotrichida, Blepharismidae.
AUGGCUAACGAAGAAAUAAACCUGAAUGAAUCCCUCAGUGUACUCAUAAAAUUCGGAAACCCUCAAAAUUUCAAUACAGAAUUGAUUCCUUGUGUUCCUCAGUCCAACAUCCAGUACAACUCAGCAUCUGAUCUUUUAUUAUGCCCUGUAUUAACAUAUCUAAAGAGUCUAGGCUAUGAUCUUGAGCAUUCAAUGAUGUGAUAUUAUUCCCCAACUUCAGAUUCAAAUAUUUAUUGUGGCAAUGACCCUUUGCCUUUAUUUACAUCGAUCCCGUCUUAUGAAAUAGAAAACAACACAAUAACUAUUAUUUGCCGAGAGGCGAUUAGAAAUUCUUUUGGAACUAUUGCAACAGUAGGCAAUAAUUCAAAUCCCAAGCUAAAACCACAACAAGAGGCCAUCACAAAAUCGCACGCAGCUAGAAGGACAAAAGAGCGAAAAAUUGGUUUUAUAAUAGAAAGAGUCUCUACGUGAAGAAAACUUUAUGCUGGGACUCAGGGAGAAAAUGGGCUCCUUAAUAAGCUAGCACUAGAUAAAGCUGCUGACCAAGUUGGAAUUUCAAAAAAAUCCUUAGAUGACUAUUUAUUGCAAAUAAGAUUUGGGAAGAAAUUUGGAUUUAAUUUCCAAGAACAUAAGGAUGAUAAAGUAGGGGUUUUGAGAGCUUAUGUAAAAAAAUGCAAAAACCUACAGGUGUAUGCUGCACAGAUUGAAGCUGGAGAAGAUGUGCCAAAAGAAGUUUUGAUGAGAUUACAAGAGCCAGGGACUCCAGCUUGUAAACAUAAUAGAUGUUGUGCUCCAGGAUUUUCGCUCAAAUUUAAAGGUGGAGAAAUACAAUAUUAA